CCCAUGAUGUUACAGUGGCACAAGUUCCAUCCCUAACCUGGUAAUUUCCACAUGGGACUGAUGUGCCCCCCACCCCCCAAAAAAGAAAGUGUAGCGAUGGACUGGUUUGUGAGUGGCUUAGAUUCAAGGCGGGUUGGACAGAUGUAAGUGGCCUUUAGGUUUUGACUGGGGACAAGGAAGCAGUAAAUCCCACAAAGCUGAUGCCGGUUCCUGGUUGCAGGCGGAGCUGACCUGGACACCUGUCCUUGGCCACUGUCCUUUCUAAGGAACUCGCCUUCCAGAGCCCACCCGCACAAAACUGGCAGGGGGACCCUCUCAGGAGCAGAGGUGAUGGCGAUCUUCAGGCAGCUGUCCCUGGGCGCCAAGGCUGCCCUGGCUGCUGGCACUGUCUUCGUGUCCAUGGUGGUCUCCCGUUCCUACCUGGCAGAGAGCCUUGAGCUCAGGGCUUGGCGGUGGCUGUUCCGCCUGCAGCUCGCCCUGUUUGCCAACUCGCUAAUGCUUCUCGGCUCCCUCUACAUCUGGCGUAGCGCCAUCAGCAACCUCAGCCAGUCCCCAGCCGCAGAGUCAACCUGUUUCCAGCUCUGGAAGGUGGCUGUCAUUGCAUUCUUGGCCCUGGCCCAUUCCAGUUUCUUCACCAUGCUCUUUUUAGUGGCCGAGGAGCCCUACCUCUUUUCCCUGGCUGCCUACUCCUGCCUGGGGGCAUACAUCAUCAUGGUUUUCUUCCUCUGUACCCUCAGUGGCAUGGAGCAGGCCUACCAGCUCCUGGCCUGGCGCGCGGGCAGGGUCGUGGGCAGCCUCGACAGGACAAGGAAGCUGGCCCUCAGGCCGGCGCUGGCAGUGGUGGUGACCGCUGUGCUCAGCGUGGUGGGGCUGCUAAAUGCCGCCCAGCCCCCAGCUGUGAAAACCGUGGACGUGCCCAUCCACCAGCUGCCCCCCACCAUGGACAACCUCAAGAUCGUGCUCCUCUCGGACAUCCACUUGGGCCCCACGGUGGGCAGGACCAAGAUGGAGAUGUUUGUGAACAUGGUGAACAUGCUGGACCCAGAUGUCACAGUGAUCGUGGGUGACCUGUGUGAUUCCGAAGCCUCUGUCCUCCGCACGGCUGUUGCUCCUCUGGGCCAGCUUCAUUCCCGCCUCGGCACAUACUUCGUCACGGGGAAUCACGAGUACUACACGUCAGAUGUCAGCAACUGGUUUGCGCUGCUGGAAUCCCUGAAUGUCAGGCCCCUCCACAAUGAGAACAUGAAGAUUUCUGCCACCCGGGCGCAGGGUGUCGGCAGUAAGGAUGACGACUGGAUCUGCUUGGCUGGGGUGGAUGACAUCGAAGCGGACAUCCUACACUACUCUGGCCAUGGCAUGGACCUUGAGAAGGCCCUGGGGGGCUGCAGCCCAGACCACACCACCAUCUUGCUAGCUCACCAGCCCCUGGCUGCCAAGAGAGCCCUGCAGGCUCGGCCAGAUAUUAACUUGAUCCUUUCUGGGCACACGCAUGCUGGGCAGAUCUUUCCCUUGAACGUGGCAGCCUAUCUCCUGAACCCCUUCUUUGCUGGUCUCUACCAAGUGGCGCAGACUACGUUUGUGUAUGUGAGCCCAGGCACUGCCUACUAUGGGAUACCCAUGCGGCUGGGCAGCAGGGCAGAGAUUACUGAGAUCAUCCUCCGGCGGGCACCCUAAACCCCCCUGCCAUAUCUGCCUGCUCAUCGCCCUUGCCCUCCAUCUCCAUCCCUCUGCCGGGCAGGCUGCCUGCUUUACCCCCUCCAGCCUCUCCUGCCAACACAUGCUUGUCACGAGCCUGGCUUGCACCGGGAUUUGUGGUGGGGCUGCCUGGCAAGUCCAGGCAGUUUAACUCUGUAGAUGGCCAUCUGCUUUUUUAUAUGCACUGGUGAGGCCACUAAA
Messenger RNA from Phacochoerus africanus (Common warthog), 1896 nucleotides. It is a transcript of the gene TMPPE, whose product is annotated as transmembrane protein with metallophosphoesterase domain. The coding region runs from base 331 to 1674 and encodes 447 amino acids. NCBI's taxonomy places the organism in Eukaryota, Metazoa, Chordata, Mammalia, Artiodactyla, Suidae. Gene Ontology annotation, molecular function: hydrolase activity. The record is from RefSeq and is a predicted model, not a curated record. The transcript has a single exon.